AUGAAGGAGGAUGUUGAUUUAUUGCCCGUAAUAGAGGAGGAAUCUGAAACGAGCUUCUUGUUGCAUCCCACAAGUUUGGCACUAGUAUUGCCUUGCAUGGAUCAGAUUUUUCAAUCAAAGGAUCUGAAAAGGAAAGCUAGAGCAGAGAGGUUUGGGAUUGCACAGUCUGCACCUGCGGAUGAGGAAGCAAAGAAGAAGGCUAAAGGUACUCACUUGAGAUCAUUGCACGGAAUAUUUUUAGAUCAGGAUUAUAUGGCAGAUUUACACAACCAGAUGAUGAAUCAAUUCCAUGACAUUAAUGAUCCAGAUAAGGCUAUUUAUCGAACUCUUAAAGAGGUUUCUCGUGCUAGUUCUCUUGGAAGUAGGGCAAUGAAGCAAGUCUCACAGAAAAUACAGACUUUAGCUGUUAAAGCAGCUGGACAAGAUGCUAGCGUUGCUGCCUUGAGGAAGCUUGCUGAGGAAUGGAAGGAGCUUUCAAGAAAACAGUCUUCUAUUGAAGCACUUAGGGGAUGUCUAAAAAGUUUCAGGGGAAAGGUACAACUUAUUUUGUUUGGUGAGGAGACUCAGAAAGAGAAGAAGGCUGCUAAAGAACAUGCAGCAGCUGUGAAAGCAUCUGGAAAUAAUAAAUAG
Fraxinus pennsylvanica is the source of this 630-nucleotide messenger RNA. The record is from the annotation of a GenBank genome assembly. NCBI's taxonomy places the organism in Eukaryota, Viridiplantae, Streptophyta, Magnoliopsida, Lamiales, Oleaceae.